Molecule: messenger RNA, 911 nt
Organism: Nilaparvata lugens (brown planthopper)
Lineage: Eukaryota; Metazoa; Arthropoda; Insecta; Hemiptera; Delphacidae
Product: putative U5 small nuclear ribonucleoprotein 200 kDa helicase
Exons: 6
Coding region: 78-911 (277 amino acids)
Source: RefSeq, a predicted model, not a curated record
GUCUACCGGUUAUUUCCGUGUAUUGCAUUUUGUAAUAACUAUUAAAUUCUCAAACUAUAUUUUAAAAACCACUAGAAAUGGCUGAUGCUGCGGCUAGGCAGCUUCAGUAUGAAUACAAAGCGAACUCCAAUCUUGUCCUUCAAGCUGAUGUGCGUUUGAUAGAACGGAGAAGACGUGAUGAGGCAACAGGUGAGGUUAUGUCCCUUGUGGGCCGCUUGGACGGCACCCGCAUGGGAGACAGGUUCCAGCGCACUAAGCCGGUCAAAGCAGAGGAAAGAAAAGUCAAACGUCAAAAGCGUGAUGAAGCGCAGUAUGAUUUCGCUCGCAUGAAGGGAGCCACUCUACUCUCUGAGGGAGUCGAUGAAAUGGUCGGCAUUCUUUAUCGACCCAAAACACAGGAAACUCGCCAGACAUACGAAGUGUUGCUCAGUUUCAUACAGGAAGCUCUUGGGGACCAGCCUCGUGAUAUCCUGUGUGGAGCUGCUGAUGAAGUUUUAGCUGUGUUGAAAAAUGACAGACUGAAGGAAAGGGAGAAGAAAGUAGAGACGGAGUCACUUCUAGGUGGUCUGGCUGAGGAGAGGUUUGCCCUGCUCGUUAACCUCGGCAAGAAGAUCACCGAUUUCGGCACUGAGGAGAAAGUCAAUGCAGCUGAGGAAAAUAUUGAUGAGACGUAUGGCAUCAACGUGCAGUUUGAAGAAUCGGACGAUGAAGAUAUGUAUGGUGAAGUGAGAGAGGGGGAAGAAAUGGAAGAGGAGGGAGAAGAAGCUAAACUGAAUACUGCCAUUCACGCCGAAAAUGUAGGAAUAUAUUUUUUCAUUUUUUUAGUUGAGGUUCAUGCUCACAAGAGCCCCAUGCUUGUAGCCAGACUAAUGUUAAUCAGUAUUAUUCAGAUGCUGGGCGCAGCUGGCUGA